AUGUUGUCGGACACAGUGGCGCCCGACACCGUGGCGUCCGACGCCGCCGCGGGGUGGGUCGAGGGCGCGGCGAUACUCGGCGCCGUCGCCGUCGUCGCGACCGUGACCGCGAUCAACGACUACCAGAAGCAAGCGCAGUUCGAAGCGCUGAACGCGGUCGCGGAGAGCACGGAGACGACGCUCGCGCGCCGCGACGGCGCGGAGGUGAUAGUACCAAACGCGUCGCUCCUCGUCGGGGACGUGAUCCUCCUCGAGGCCGGCGACGUCGUCCCCGCGGACGCGGUCCUGAUCCAGACCAUCUCCGACGUCGUCGUGGACGAGUCGCACAUGACGGGCGAGAGCGAAGACGUGCGGAAGAGCGCGGACGCGUCGCCGGUGUUGCUGUCGGGAUCGAAAGUCCUUCAAGGCCGGUGCGCCGCGCUCGUCGUCGCCGUCGGGAUGAACUCGCAGAUGGGGCUCAUCACGAAGCUGGUCCGCGCGCAGGAAGGGGAGGGCGGGAUGGAAACUGAACGCAGCGACGACGACGACGACGACGACGACAGAAGGAGGCUCGCGUCGACCGAAGCGGCGGCGGCGGCGGCGGCGGCGGCCGGAGGAGGCUUAGGCGCGUUCUCCUUACACUGGUUACCAUACGACCGCACGAAGACGGUGCUGCAGUCCAAGCUCGAGACGCUCGCGCGCGACAUCGGGCGCGUCGGGUUCUUCGCCGGCGCGAGCUGCACGCUGAUCCUCUCCGCGUCGUUCACGCAGCGGACGUUCCUCGGCGGGCUCGGCGCGGGCGACGUCGCGACCGCGGCGACGUGGGAGUGGGCGUAUCUCAACGACUACGUGCACUUUUUCAUCCAGGGCGUCACGAUCGUCGUCGUCGCCGUCCCGGAGGGUCUCCCGCUCGCGGUCACGCUCGCGCUCGCGUUCAGCGUGCGGCGCAUGCUCGACGAUAACAACCUCGUGCGGUAUUUAGGCGCGUGCGAGACCAUGGGCGGCGCGACGACGAUUCUGAGCGAUAAGACGGGGACGUUGACGCGAAACGAGAUGACCGUGUCUCGGGUCUGGGCCGCGGGGAGGUCGCGCGGGCCGUUCCUCGAGCGGUGCGCUGACGACGCGCGCCUGUGGCGGGAGCUCGCGAGCGCGAUAUGCGUCAACUCCACCGCGCGGUUCACCGUCGUGGACGUCGACGAGGCCACGGGGGAACAAAAAGGCGCCAGGACGGAGACGGCGCUUUUGCAGUUCGCGACGGGGCUCAUGCGCGACCGAGGGUACGCGCAGCUGCGAAGAGACGCGUGCGUCGUGGAUAAGGUGCUGCCGUUCACGUCCGCGAGGAAGCGGAUGUGCUCGUUCGCGUGGACGCCAGACGACCGCCGCGGAGGGCGCUACCGCGUCUACGUGAAAGGCGCAGCCGCGGACGUCCUCUCGCUGUGCGACUCGCAGCUCGCGCGCGACGGCGUCGCGAUCGAGCCGCUGGAACUCGACGCGUUCCGAGCGAGCUCGCUCGAGUGGGAGAAGCGCGGCGUCCGCGUCAUGGUCGUCGCGUUCAAAGACUUCGAGUCCGGGUUCGACCCCUCGACGUUGCGCGCGUCCGCCUCGGGUGCGUUCUAUCUCACACUGCGCGGCCUCACGCUCCUCGCCGGGAUCGGUCUGGAGGAUCCGAUACGCCCGGAGGUCCCCGGCGCGAUCGCGCGGUGCCAGCGCGCGGGGAUUUGCGUGCGCAUGGUCACCGGGGAUUCGCUGCCGACCGCGGUGGCGGUGGCGCGCGGGUGCGGGAUCCUUCCGCCGGCACCGGCGCGCGGCGGCGACGGCGACGGCGACGGCGACGGCGACGACGAGAAGGCGUCUCUGGAUGGCGUGGCGAUGGACGGCGAGGCGUUCAGAGCGCGCACGCGCGACCCGGUCACCGGCGCGGUCGAUCAGGAGAGGAUGGACGCGGUGUGGCCGAGACUCCGCGUCCUCGCGCGGUCGUCCCCGGAAGACAAGUACGCGCUCGCGACGGGCAUCAUGCGAUCGAAACGCUUCGAAAAAGAACGCGAACGCGAACGCGGCGGAGGAAGAGGAAGAGGAAGAGGCGGCGGCGGCCGCGAGGUCGUCGCCGUGACCGGCGACGGCACGAACGACGCGCCCGCGCUGAAAGACGCGGACGUCGGCUUCGCGAUGGGCGUGUGCGGCACCACCGUCGCGAAGGACGCGUGCGACAUCCUCCUCCUGGACGACAACUUCGCCUCCGCGGUGAGCGCCGUGCGGUGGGGGCGCAACGUGUUCGAGUCGAUUCAAAAAUUUCUCACCUUUCAGCUCACGGUGAACGUCGCCGCGGUGGCGACCGCCUCCGUCGGCGCGCUGCUCAUCGGCGAGUCCCCGCUCACCGCGACGCAGAUGCUGUGGCUAAACCUCAUCAUGGACUCGCUCGCGGGGCUCGCGCUCGCGACGGACGCGCCGACGGACGCGCUGUUAUCGCGGCCGCCGUGCUCGUCCGAGGCGUCGAUCAUCACGCCGCGGAUGCGUUGGCACGUCGCGUCGCAGGCGACGUAUCAGCUCGCGGCGAUGACGUGCCUCGUCGCCUACGGCGACGCGUGGUUCCGCGUCGACAGCGGCCGAGGCGCGUACGGCUCGCUCGCGCCGCCCACGACGCACUACACCCUCGUCUUCAACGCGUUCGUGCUGUCGCAGCUCGUGAAUCAGAUCAACUGCCGCGUCGCGAACGACGCGACGUUUAACGUGUUUCGAGGGAUUGAAAAGAACGCGACGUUCACCGCGAUGUUGCUGUGCGAGGUGGCGAUGCAGGCGCUCAUCAAGGGCGGCGCGGCGUUUCACACGUCGCCGCUGACGGCGGAGCAGUGGGGGUGGUGCGCGGCGAUCGCCGCGGGGGGACUUCCGCUGCGAGCGGCGGUGACGGCGCUCGUGAACGCGCGCGAAGAGCGAGAAGAAAUAGACGACGACGACGACGACGACGCGGACGACGACGACGCGGACGACGCGGACGCGGAUUCGAAGAAGAAGAAGAUGAAGAGGACGUUGACGUCGAGGGCGAAGCCGCUUCGGGAGUGGCUGGACUUCUGGCGGUGGGUCGAGAUGAAACUCUUCCGCGGGCUGUUCUGA
This is a messenger RNA of Micromonas pusilla CCMP1545, 3087 nucleotides long. Its product is annotated as p-type ATPase superfamily. Lineage: Eukaryota; Viridiplantae; Chlorophyta; Mamiellophyceae; Mamiellales; Mamiellaceae. The coding region runs from base 1 to 3087 and encodes 1028 amino acids. Gene Ontology annotation, molecular function: ATP binding; ATP hydrolysis activity; P-type calcium transporter activity. The transcript has 8 exons. Gene Ontology annotation, cellular component: intracellular membrane-bounded organelle; plasma membrane. The record is from RefSeq and is a predicted model, not a curated record.